Messenger RNA from Dendrobium catenatum, 1208 nucleotides. RefSeq lists its product as uncharacterized. The transcript has 8 exons. Lineage: Eukaryota; Viridiplantae; Streptophyta; Magnoliopsida; Asparagales; Orchidaceae. The record is from RefSeq and is a predicted model, not a curated record. Bases 179 to 961 code for a protein of 260 amino acids.
AAACGCGACCCCUAUUUCUCUUAGGGCGAUUCUCUCCGCCCUUUUCUCUGUCUCUAGCCUCGAUCGAGCACGCCACCUCGGAGUUAUACUCCCUUAUCUGUGUCCGUCUUCCAAGACGAACAGUGGAGGCAUGCUCUUCUCCGAUUGCGGGAUCCGACGCCCGAAGAGCGGAUCUUAGAUGAUGGCCUCCGCCGGCGGCAAGUCCAGUGGCGACCAAGAUCAAUGGGAAACGACUUUGCGCGGCUCCGUCUCUCGGGGGAUCAUUUUCUUCGGAUUGAUCGGCGCCACUGCGACUGUUGCGGCUACUCGUUUGAGGAGGACUGUCGAUUGGGUCUACAAUCAGCUGAGGGUGCGGUCAAAUACAUCGUGGUGGGGUGAGAAUACCAGCUCUACUCGAGGAAACUACCAUGAGCAAGCUCAAAAAAGAUAUAACAGCAGAAUGCAAGAGGAGUAUGAGGAUGAAAUGGAAAGACUGGAGCGUAUAAGACGAAUGCAAAGUGUAUUUAACAGAGAGAGAAAUAAAUAUAAGAAGACAUAUGAGAGUUGGCAGAAUCAAGGACCUGGUGCCUACCAACAUUGCCCAAGGAAUGAUUGGUAUUGGGAGGAAGAUACUUCUUUCAAAGAUAGAAGACCUAAUUUUAAAGCAGCACCUAGGAGUCCUCGAACAAGUGGGCAUUAUAUGUGGUCACAUCACUAUGCAGUUUUGGGUCUCGACAGGUCAAGGGCAAGUCCAUAUUCAGACCUUGAAAUCAAGGAGAACCUACGCUUAGGUGAUGGCCGAACACCCGAGGUUUACCUACAGUCGACGCGCAACGGGUGGCAGGCUGCUUUUAGAGCAAAAGCCAUGGAAUGGCAUCCAGAUCAGAAUCAAGAGAAUAAAGAGGCUGCUGAAGAAAAAUUUAAAGAAGUCCUCAAGUCUUAUGAAGCAAUAAAAUCAGAAAGAAUGAAUGAAAAGUAUUGAACCCAAUCCUCAAAUUUGAAAAGUGGAAAAUAGAAAACAUUUUUUUUUCUUGGCAUGUUUAUACGUAAAAUUAAGGUCAAGAAGUCCUGUUGGAUGUAUUCGUUGACGAGAGUUAAGCUUGAUAGGAAUUUCUUCAAAUGCAAUUAGUUUUUCUUGUCUUAACCAACGUGAUUGUACGAGUAAUUUAACUGUAAUUCAAAUCAACUGAUAAUAGAAAAGAGUUAUAUGAUUGAUUAUUAUUUGUUUC